Molecule: messenger RNA, 749 nt
Organism: Phytophthora nicotianae INRA-310
Lineage: Eukaryota; Oomycota; Peronosporomycetes; Peronosporales; Peronosporaceae
Exons: 1
Coding region: 1-627 (208 amino acids)
Source: RefSeq, a predicted model, not a curated record
AUGUUCAGCAACAACAAGAUCUUCGCGCUCUGCUUCGCCGUCUUAGCUCUCUCCAACAGUGCGCAUGCCGAGAAGCAAGUGGCCGAGACGUUCGGACUACUCGGUGUCCCUGGUGUCGGUGUGGGUGUUCCGGGAGUCGCUAGUGUCGGAGUGGGCGGCCCCGGUUACGUCGGCCCAGGCGUUAGUGUCGGCGUACCGGGCGUUGCUAGCGUCGGUGUCGGUGUACCUGGUGUGGGUGUAAAUGGCGUUGGCGUGGGCGUGAAUGGCGUCGGUGUUGGUGUAGGCGUCCCAGGUGUCGCUAGUGUGGGUGUGGGUGCUGCUCCUGUUGUCGGAGUGAAUGGUGUUCAUGUUGGUGCACCUGCCACCGUUGUGCACGACGGGGUUGACGUCGGCGUUGGUACCGGCGGCAACGGCAACGGCUACUCGAGCAAGACUGUGAGCGUGACGAGCAAUGAUGGUGCCAACACUGCGAAGACGUCGACCGGCACGGGUGGUGCGUCUGCGAGCGCCACCGCGAGCGCAUCGGCGAACGCCAACUCGAACCCGAAUGCCGGUGCGAAGGUUGGAACCGGCGGCACGAGUGCCACGUCUCAGAAGGCGUACCGCAAACUCCGUUCGGAGGAGUGAACGAACGAAAGAGCUCAUCUAGGCAUCUUGAAGCAAGACAGGAAGCUGAAGGAGCUGUAGCGUAUCCUUUGUCGAUUAGUGUAGUGUCUUGUCGUUUGGUUUUGCGAAUACAAGUUUUGCUG